AGGAGAGGGCAUGAGAUAAACCGUGGUAGAUUCGGAGGCAGACAUUGGAUUGGCAUGGCUGUGUGCAGCUCAGCACUUCAUCCUACAUCCACAAGGCUCCUGCCUGGGCAUUUGGAUUGUCUCUCAAACAGCUUAGAAAUGGUGCUGGACAGCAGAGCACUGAGCCUGGCUUUGUUUUUACAGCAUGUUGCAGGGUACUCGGAGAUAGAGAGAGAGAAUUAAGGGCGAGCGGGGGCAACAUCAUCACACAUUUGAGCGAUGCUCCGUGAGCUCUGUUUUUUUCACACCGUUUGGCUUUUCUGCACAAAGACUUUGGACUAAUGGACGAAUGCAGGAAUGCAACUCUUUGCUUGUCAUGCUUGAAUUACUGUUCCAUUUAUCCUUUUUUGUCACAGUGCUCAUUGUCUUUGUCUAUCACUGCUGCCAGACGAACUGUGGGGUAGUGUGGCGGACACAGCUUUCUCCUCAACCCCCCUCUCCCUUGUCUGUUUCCCUUACUUCUCUUCUCUCCCAGCUUGCUCGUGUUAAUUUACCGCUUCUAAGCUACAUUCCCCUCUGUGUUAUCCUCCGUUAUUCCCACUGGUUACUGUCAGGCUCUAGUUGCACAUAUAAAACAGAUAGACUGCUGUUAUAUCUUAGCAGCUUGUUACGUGAUCUCCUAGAAAAGAGUUUUCCUCUGCUGCUCUGCCGUCACACAAUUCCUAAGCUCUGUCAGGUAUCUCUCUCCAUAACAUCAAGAUGCUCAUUCAAGAGGAUUGAUCUCUCUCACCCCCUUCACUCAUCCCUUCCCCUCCCUUCUCCCAAUCUUCUGCCCUCUGACCCCUGCCUUUUUGUUCUCAACCCUCAUCCAUUUUCUCUCUUUUGUCCUUAACCUAAACCUCCUCUCCCCUAAUUCAUUUGACCCUCUCGACCAUGUUGCCAUGGGUCCACUGGCUUCAACCUAUCCUCGUUUUGCUGUCCUCUGUCUUUUGGACCUGGGGCGAAAACUGCCCAGCAACCUGCCUGUGCCCAGAUCCUCACACUGUGGACUGUAGUGGCCGGGGGUUAACCCGUCUUCCUGAAGAGAUCCCUUUGGAUGUCCGGAGGCUUCUACUGGCCGACAACUGGAUACCCCGUAUCCCUUCGGAUUUUCUGGUUCUGUACAGUGACUUGGUCUACUUGGACCUCCGGAACAAUUCCCUCUCUUACAUAGAACCUGGGACUCUAAGCACUUCCUCCAGGUUGGUCUUCCUCGACCUAGGUAGCAACAAUCUGACUGAAAUCCCAAAGGGGACUUUUGGGGAAUCCCGGAGCUUGAUCAAACUGCGACUGGGAAACAACCCAUAUUUGAGCAUGGUGAGUGAGGACGCCUUUCUGGGCCUCACCUCUCUGCGAGAACUUGAACUGGAACGUAACGCACUAUCUACCCUAAAGGUGGGAGCCCUGAGUCAGUUGCCCUCCUUGCGGGUGGUGAGACUCGAGGGCAACCCUUGGGUUUGCAACUGCAACUUCACCAACCUGUUUGAAUGGUUGACGGAAAAUCGUCACAAGCUUCCAAAUGGGGUGGAAGGCAUGGAGUGCUCCCUUCCCAUGGAUGGCAGACGUGUUUCUCUGACACAGCUUUCAAAGGACAGCUUUCGUGAGUGCCAGGCCACCCUAACUCUAACAGACCUGCUCAUCAUCAUUUUUUCUGGCAUCUCUGUGUCUGUGGUGGCCAUCAUGACCAGCUUCUUUUUGGCUUCAACUGUUCAUUGCUUCCAGCGCUGGAGUAAAGGCACCAAGGGAGAUGAAGAAGAGAGUGAGGAGUAAAAACGAUUUCCUUGCAGGGACGUUUUUCCUGGUUCUCCAAACCAGUUGAGGACACUCAAGAAAGUGUGUGGUCAGUGCUGUUUCCUACUUGGCAAAGCUCCAGAACCCUUGGAUCAUGGAUUGGUACAGUUACAGUCAAAAGAUGGAUAUACAUAUUAUCUAACAAAUUACAUCUCAACGGAAUGAGGUUUGUAAGUAUACCACUCCAUGUGUUCAAAAAUUAUAUGAGGAUCAUAUUUUUGUCUGUGAAAAGUCAAAGUUUUUGGCUCAGUGUCAAAUAUUCUGAAGAAAAAUAACGAGGCCAAGACUAUGACUUGUAUCGAAAGAGAAAUAGAUUUCACUGGACUACUAACACAUAGGAAAUAUUUUUCUUGUAGUGCUGUCAUUUUUGUCUUAGAAAAACCAAAAAACUAAAUCUAAUGCUGAACAUUCAGCUUUGGAAUCUGAAAUUCUGUAAAGAAAGCUCAAGGCUUUUGUGAAUUUUAAAAUCAUAUUCACUGGAACUUAAUCUAUGUAAAGCAGGACACUUCACUGACCUAAAAUCCCUUAUAAAAGGAUGUCAUAAUGACAAGUGACCUCAAUAUUUAACUGCUUGUAAUGUGAUAUGCUGGCAUAUCGUAUCAUUUAACAGUGUCCUGUCUGGAUUGCCUCAUUUGCUUAUAUUUAAAGGUUGCUCUCAAGAUAUGAAGAAGGUUAAUAGUGUUGUUCCUUCUGAAUUAAUCAUAGGCGGAAAGCUUAACAAGAAGGGUUUGGUUGACAGUUGGUCUUCUCAAACUUCCAGCAGUAUUCAUUAUAUAAUUACAAAUUUAUGUACAAAAGUAAAUGGUAUGUAAUCAAAAAUAAAAACAAAGAGGAUAGUAUGUUCAUUAGAUUCAUUACUGUAAACUAUGUAGAGAAAGAUAUUUCUAAAAUAUAUACAGUAUAGUCUUGGAAAUUACGACGAAAAUAUGGUAUUAAAUUGAAUCUAUUUAGUUACUCUGUUGAUGCACUUUAAACAAUAAACCUAAUUUUGGCAGGUAUCUCAUUUAGACUAAUACUGUCUUUGCCAAAGAUUAAGUUUCAGUAGAAGAAAUAUGACAUGGGAGGACUUUGUUGUGGAUGGCAUGUUACAUAGAGAGGCAGAAGUAGCUUCACAAUAGAAACCAACUUGCACUUUGUAAAAACCCUUUGUACUCAAACAAUUACCAUCUCCAAAGAUUUACAAUUUCUUCCUGUCAGUCUUUAGCAUCUUUCAGAUCAGAGUUCUGUGAUAAACACAUAAACACAAAGAUCUCCUUAUUUCUUCCUUUGGCAUUCAUGUCCUACAAGUUGAUUUGGUGAGCUCAUGGGGCUACAUGUGUAACUCAGCUCCAAUUACUAGAGCAACGCACACAUGUAUGUUGAACAUUUCUCUUAUACCCAGUAAUAUCUGAAUUUGAUCUUUUUUGUGAGUUACAAGCUAACUGUCAUAAUACAGUCAGGUCUUCAAACACAAACAAAAUUGCAGUGCAGUCAUGCUUAGCACAUGUGUGUCUGUCCCAGAUUAUACUAAACAUAUUUCUCAGAUUAAAUCCAAACUGGGGGAUCAUCACAGUGUCCUGUAGCUGCCCCAUUUCAUCUUAUGCUCAUCUUGGCUCUGUGACUAUACCUUCUCAGGUGGAUCAUAGACAAAACAGCAGUGGGUCACCUUUGACCUUAUUUCACUUGGGGUCUCUAAACUGGUCAUGAAGAACACCUGUAGAACACAUUUGAGCCUGACAGUCUGAUCUGAAAGGAGCUUUUGACCAAAUCAGCAGUCUUCGCUCAUUGCAGUGCUUAACCUUAAUUUCCAACAUAUGGCUAUUUCUUUUACAACAGCCAAAAGAUUGGUCAUUUGGGAAACGGUUUGUCUUUAGAUUAUCUUCAACAUAGCUGCCAUUCUGUUAUUUAUUUUUAUUUAUUUUUACAUCUAUUUUAAGUUGUCUUUCUCAAGAGUAUAUGACACAGCUCAACUGACACAGAGAAAAAGUCACAUUUGAACACUUUCUCCACUGGUCUUGCAGUCAUGGUGGUGCAAAACACUCCAUAGCUAAGAAAGCAGAGUCCUGGACACUUUUUUUCUCUUGAAUUUGCAUUUAGUGUUUUCAAAUCCUCAGUAAUAAGGACUUGAAAUGCACAAAAGCUGAUAUGUAAUUAUUUCUCAUGUUCUUGUAAUCAUUUGUAAUUCAGCAAACUGAGAUGUAGCAAAAAGAAUGUCAACCAGUGGAUAUAAAAAGAGCCAUCCAUAUAUUGUGAUCAUUUCUGUGCGGGGAAUACAAGAGGAAAAAGAGACACAUUCUUUUUUUUCUCUUUAGAAGGAAUUCAAACCCUAAAUGUGCAGCAGUCAAUAGCACAUUUUGCAGAAAUGAUAAAAUAUAAAUGUGGCCUUAUUCAUUGUUGUUGUUUUUCAAUAGGCAUUAAAAAAAUCAUGAGUCAUAGUACAAUUUUUCAAAGGAUGUCUCAAAUCAUAUAAUAAUUGUUGUAAUCUACUUGUAGUGUUGAUGUAUGUAUUCAUAUAUGCGCCAUAUAUGUCCCACAUUCUAACAACAAUGGCACUGUAUGGUAAAAUUUCAAUUUAUGGAUAUUAUGUAUUGCCUAAACAUGGUACACACUGAUUUCCCAUUCUGAAUAGAAAUAAUAGACACUGACCUUCUGCUAACUCCUGCUUCUGAAAUGUCCAUCAGUGUAACAGACUUGUCAGCUUUGGGAAUUUAUCAGAUGUAAAAGCAGUGUUCCUUUGGAAACCCAAUAAUAAAACACAGGAAAAGGAAUUACAGGAGUUUGGGAGAUAAUGUUAUAUUCCUUAAAACUCAAAACAUCAGGAAGUAGGGAAGGAUAAGGCUAAUUAGAUUGAAUUACCUCUCUGUUUUAUUACAUUAAAGGUUUUUACCUUGACCCUCUACUUCCUGUCUGUCAAGACGACAUCCAAUGUUUUGUUUUUUUUAUUAUUAUUUUUGUUUGUUUUUUUCCAGGGUUGAACAUACAUUUCUGCAGUCACAUUCUGUUAAAUUGUUUGGGCAGUUAGACAAAUUGAAAAGUGCUUCCAGUUUUAACUUUGAGUACCAAAACACAAAGCUAAGCCAGAUUAAUAAAAAAAAGAGAUGUGCCCCAAAUAUCAAUACUUAUUAAUAUAUCCCUGCAAGCAAACAGUACGAAAGUUAAAUCCAAGUCUAUUGUACCACAUGUGAUAUUUUGAUCAGAAUCAAACUGUUACUCGUAGCCAGAGCUAUGUUUCUCUAAGUUGUUCCAGCUGAAUAAGCUCACUCUAACACUAAAAAUUCCUAGGUGAAGAAAAUUGGAAAACCUAGCAAGAUUACAAGCAAAAAAUAUUCCUUUUAUACCCUCAAAAAAGUUAAAGUUAAGUGAGUUAAUUGAAUUUGUUUACCCAUUAUAACCUGCUUUUUUAUAUCCAGAUGCACAAACUGAUGUGAAGGGAUCACAGGAAGAAUUUUUUAUACAUAUCAUUAUUAUUUGCAACUACUGUGUAGUUAUUGUAUAUUGAAAAUACUAUGUUAGAUUAGUUGUUAGAAUGAAAAAUGUUAGCAUGACAUUUUACUUUCUCUUACUUAUUUUACUACCAAUAUCAGUACAUUAGAGCAUGCACUGUUAAGUUACCAACUGGAUAAUUUUCAGAUUCAUGUCUAUUUUUUUAUUACAGCUUCCAAAAUGAAGCAUUUACUUACAUUGUUUGUCCCCUUUGUAACUUUCUGGCAUUGCACAUCCCUGGGAAGCAGAAACACUGGUGGCUGCUUUUGUGUGGCUUGUCUUGCAUAAAAUACCAAAAUUAUUGUUGUGAUUUGUCAGACAAAAUGUCAGAAUGGGUCAAAUCUAAAUUAUUUUGACGGAAAAAUGAGUGAUGACACUGUUGCUACUGAAUGCAUUUCCAAAUGUCAAACAGACACUGUCAAACAGACUGUAUGUGUAGCUGUAUAUUGAUGUUUGGUUAAAAACUGAUAGUAAUAAAAUCCUUUCUCCUGUCUUCA
This is a messenger RNA of Poecilia latipinna (sailfin molly), 5768 nucleotides long. RefSeq names its product leucine rich repeat containing 38b (gene lrrc38b). Gene Ontology annotation, molecular function: protein binding. Bases 913 to 1788 code for a protein of 291 amino acids. The transcript has 2 exons. The record is from RefSeq and is a predicted model, not a curated record. NCBI's taxonomy places the organism in Eukaryota, Metazoa, Chordata, Actinopteri, Cyprinodontiformes, Poeciliidae.